AUGAACCAGAAGGUCGUCCUCAUCACUGGCUGCUCCUCAGGAAUUGGCUUGGCGCUAGCAGUGCGCAUUGCCAAGGAUGAGAAGAAGAGAUUCAUGGUCUAUGCCACCAUGAGGAACCUUGCCAAAGCUGAGGCCCUUGUAGAGGCUGCAGGUAAGACCCUGGGACGAACCCUGGAGGUCAAACAGCUGGACGUGUGUGACGAGGACUCCAUCAAGGCCUGUGUGGACAGUCUCCCAAUGCGCAAAGUGGACAUCCUCAUAAGCAAUGCAGGGAUGGGUCUUAUUGGGCCGAUCGAGUGCCAAACUAUAGACGAGAUGAGAACAGUCAUGGACACCAACUUCUUCGGUCUGAUUCGACUCCUCAAAGAACUUCUGCCAGACAUGAAGAGGAGGAAGAAAGGCCACAUUGUAGUCAUAAGCAGUGUCAUGGGCAUCCAAGGCAUUUUGUUCAAUGAUGUCUAUGCUGCGUCCAAAUUUGCUUGUGAAGGGUUCUGUGAGAGUCUUGCAGUUCAAGCACUGAGAUUUAACCUGAAUAUUACACUCAUUGAGCCCGGCCCCGUCAUCACUGAAUUUGAACGUAAGGUCUACGAGGAAGGCAUGAAGAUAGACCUUUCAAAAGCAGACAAGGUGACGGCUGACAUGUUCACCAACAUUUACCUGAAAAACUAUGGCCAGAUCUUUGAGAGCCUUGGCCAGACGCCUGAGGAUGUAGCAGAGCACACACACAAAAUCAUCACAAUGGACAACCCGCCCUUCCGCCAUCAGACAAACACUCUGUACACCCCAAUGACCACUCUGAAGUACGCCGACCCGGAGGGAGAUCUGCCCAUUGAUACUUUCUACAAAAUGGUGUUUGAGCAUGACAAGGUGUUCAAUGCCAGCCUCAACUUUCUCAAGCUACUGCGCUGGAGGAGUCGCAAGAGCUUCACUCUGGAGAAAGACGACAAGAAAUCCUAA
This is a messenger RNA of Sardina pilchardus (European sardine), 957 nucleotides long. RefSeq lists its product as uncharacterized. Gene Ontology annotation, biological process: estrogen biosynthetic process. Lineage: Eukaryota; Metazoa; Chordata; Actinopteri; Clupeiformes; Clupeidae. Gene Ontology annotation, cellular component: cytosol; cytoplasm. Gene Ontology annotation, molecular function: estradiol 17-beta-dehydrogenase [NAD(P)+] activity. The transcript is spliced from 6 exons. The record is from RefSeq and is a predicted model, not a curated record. The coding region runs from base 1 to 957 and encodes 318 amino acids.